AUGGCCAUCGACACUCGGCACCCUAUGCAUGAUCAGUUCACAGUGCAACAGAGACUGAGGAGUCGGAAAAAUUUUGUCAACUGUGUCGAUCCUCGAGAAUUGGCCCGGCUCAGAUUCGUGGUUUUGUUACAGAUAACAAUAGUAAUGGGGGCCGUGUUAGGCACUAUCAUAUACAGAAUAUCUAUGGUGUCAGUCAUCUACGGAGGCAGUGGGUUCUUUUUAAAACGACACGCAAAAAUCUUUACUUCAAUGACGGCUGCCUUGAUCAACUUGAUUAUCAUAAUGAUUCUUACCAGGAUAUACGCCAAAGUGGCGGUAACGUUAACGAACAUGGAAAAUCCAAGAACACAAACCGAAUAUGAAGAUUCCUACACGUUCAAGAUAUUCUUUUUUGAGUUCAUGAACUUUUACUCGUCCCUUAUUUACAUAGCUUUUUUUAAGGGCCGUUUCUACGAUUAUCCGGGUGAUGAUCAAGCGAGAAAAUCAGAGUUUUUCAAAUUAAAAGGUGACAUUUGUGAUCCUGCCGGCUGCCUAUCAGAAUUGUGUAUACAAUUGGCCAUCAUUAUGAUUGGCAAGCAAUGCUUUAAUAACUUCGUGGAGCUCGGUUUCCCAAAAUUCCAUAACUGGUGGCGUCAGCGUACACACCGUGCCGUCACCAAGGACCUGAACAAACCUCAUAUGGCGUGGGAGCAGGACUAUCACCUCCAAGACCCGGGCAGACUGGCUCUUUUCGACGAGUACUUGGAGAUGAUUCUCCAAUAUGGUUUCGUAACUCUAUUCGUGGCGGCGUUCCCUCUCGCUCCACUAUUCGCUCUGCUUAACAACAUUGCUGAAAUUCGAUUGGACGCUUACAAAAUGGUCACGCAAGCGAGAAGGCCAUUGGCUGAGAGGGUUGAAGAUAUCGGAGCUUGGUACGGUAUCUUACGUGGUAUCACAUAUGCAGCUGUAGUUUCUAACGCUUUCGUAAUAGCUUAUACAAGCGACUUUAUUCCUCGUAUGGUGUAUAAAUACGUGUAUUCACCGGAUAAUACACUCACGGGGUAUAUUGAUCAUUCGCUUUCAUUGUUCAACACCUCAGACUACAGAGAGGAUUGGGGUGCAGACGAAAAUGAAGUAGAUCCACCAACAUGUGCAUACAGGGGGUACAGGAACCCACCAAAUCAUAAUGACCCGUAUGGACUGUCGCCGCAUUAUUGGCACGUUUUCGCUGCCAGACUUGCGUUUGUGGUUGUAUUUGAGCACGUGGUCUUCGGGCUGACAGGUUUAAUGCAACUGUUCAUCCCUGACGUGCCCACGGAGCUCAAAACUCAGAUGCAACGAGAAGCACUGCUUGCCAAAGAGGCCAAAUACGAACACGGAAGACGGAGACUUUCAACGGAAUGUCGGCCGCUCAUUACUCAGAAGAGUGAAUAUGGCCCUGAACGCCCAACUGGAGGUGGCGGCACGUGGCUCCGACGUCAGUCCCGUGCGUCUGACGGCCUUGACGCUCACGUCAAUAUCGCCCAACGGCCAUCAACACCUACAAUAACCCACUGACAUUUACUUCAACGCGAUCCGGCUAAGAUUUCGUAGCUGGAUAGACUUGAAAACUUUUGGGACCAUCUACUUUAGAGCUGUUUUAAUAAACGUCUCAUACAUUUGAGGCUAAAGUUAAAAAGUUAAAAAUUACCUACAGUGUCAAUGACAGACAUGUUCUCCGGUUGAAACUGAUUGCUAGGGUGUACCCGCGCAGGGACACACGAGACAGCGUGUAGGUAUGUCAAGUCGCAUACACUACAGCUUGAAAUAGAAAUGCAUUUAGAUUCGAAAAUAUAGUUUAAUUACCAAUGUGUAACGAUUGCAAAAACCUAAUAACUCGA
This is a messenger RNA of Hyposmocoma kahamanoa, 1859 nucleotides long. Its product is annotated as anoctamin-4-like. The record is from RefSeq and is a predicted model, not a curated record. Gene Ontology annotation, molecular function: chloride channel activity. Gene Ontology annotation, biological process: chloride transmembrane transport. The transcript has 11 exons. NCBI's taxonomy places the organism in Eukaryota, Metazoa, Arthropoda, Insecta, Lepidoptera, Cosmopterigidae. The coding region runs from base 1 to 1536 and encodes 511 amino acids. Gene Ontology annotation, cellular component: plasma membrane.